AUAGGAGAAGAGAAUCAUCGAAACAUCGAGAAACUAGUAAAAGGACAUAUAAAUAUUAUCGAAUAUAACAAAAUCAGUGUAGGGAACUACAUAACUGAUGGAGGAACGUAUCGAGUUCAAAAGGCAGUAUGGAACUCAAAAGGCAGUAGUGUAGUGACUAUUCUAAAACAUAUUAAAGAAAAGUCAGAUGAAACAAAGCACUCGGCAAUUAUCAGAGAGCUUAAGAUUUAUCACUCGGUAAAUGCGAAAAACGAUCAUGAAAAUUAUACAUUUUUUACAAUCCAUUCUUUCGAUGUAUCUGACCGUUUUAGUCGAUCACCCGAUGGAUCCUAUAUAAUAAUUCUAGAAUACGCCAACUUAGGAGAUUUACAUAAUUAUUUAACGAAUAACCAUUCCACGAUCACUUGGAGAGAAAAGAUUGACAUUGGUAAACAGGAACUGUGUUUCGAGAGGGAGAAAAGUGUUGUGACAAUUAUCCCCAUGAAUCAUCUAUUUUCAAAUUCACAUAUGAUGUAA
Acaulospora morrowiae is the source of this 516-nucleotide messenger RNA. Lineage: Eukaryota; Fungi; Glomeromycota; Glomeromycetes; Diversisporales; Acaulosporaceae. The record is from the annotation of a GenBank genome assembly.